Molecule: messenger RNA, 2665 nt
Organism: Phyllostomus hastatus (greater spear-nosed bat)
Lineage: Eukaryota; Metazoa; Chordata; Mammalia; Chiroptera; Phyllostomidae
Gene: AAGAB
Product: alpha and gamma adaptin binding protein
Exons: 10
Coding region: 68-1015 (315 amino acids)
Source: RefSeq, a predicted model, not a curated record
GCCAGAGCUAGUGGUACAGCCCAAGGCGGAAGCGGCUCGGGGACCGGACCGGCUCCAGGGUGCAGCUAUGGCUGCGGGCAUUCCUUGUGCGCUUAUCACCAGCUGCUCCUCCACCUUCACCGGAGACCGGCUGGUGCAACAUAUCCUUGGAACAGAAGAUCUCGUUGUGGAAGCAACUGCCAACGAUGCUGUGAGGUUUUAUCCUUGGACCAUUGAUAAUAAGUACUACUCAGCGGACAUCAAUCUUUGUGUAGUGCCAAACAAGUUUCUAGUCACUGCUGAGAUUGCAGAGUCUGUCCAAGCAUUUGUGGUUUACUUUGACAGCACACAAAAAUCUGGUCUUGAUAGUGUCUCCUCAUGGCUUCCACUGGUAGAAGCAUGGUUACCUGAGGUGAUGAUCUUGGUCUGCGAUCGAGUGUCGGAGAACGGUGUAAACCGACAAAAAGCUCAAGAAUGGUGUAUAAAACAUGGCUUUGAACUGGUAGAACUUAGUCCAGAAGAGUUACCUGAGGAGGACGAUGACUUCCCAGAAUCCACAGGAGUAAAGCGAAUUGUUCAAGCCCUGAAUGCCAAUGUCUGGUCCAACGUAGUGAUGAAGAAUGAUAGGAGCCAAGGCUUUAGCCUUCUCAGCUCACUGGCUGGAGCAAACCAUAGCAUUGCAUCAGCAGACACCUGUCACUCACAGCAGCCCUGUUUGCCAGCAGCAGAUAGGACUGAAUCCCUCUUGGAUCAUCGGGGUGGUGCAGCUAACGCAGCAGAUGCUCAGGUUGAUAGCAUUGUGGAUCCCAUGUUAGAUCUGGAUAUUCAAGAACUGGCCAGUCUUACUACGGGUGGAGGAGAUUUGGAGAAUUUUGAAAGACUGUUUUCAAAGUUAAAGGAAAUGAAAGACAAGGCUGCGACGCUUCCUCACGAGCAAAGAAAGUUGCAUGCAGAAAAGGUUGCCAAAGCCUUCUGGAUGGCAAUUGGGGGAGACAGAGAUGAAAUUGAAGGCCUUUCGUCUGAUGAAGAACACUAAAUUAUUCAUAUAGGGUUUGACUAACAAAGAUGCUCCCCCCACCUGAGAUACUGCCCUGCUCCGCCCAGUUACAUUUUGCUGAACUUCCCAUCAUCAUGUUGGCCACCUCACUCGUUUCCCCUUGAUUUUAGAUUUUAGUAGAGGGUUAAGGAGAAAGCUUUCCCCCCUCCGUGUAUUAUAAGGGAGUGAGGGGUAUAGCAACAGUAAGGUCUGAGAAUUUUUCAAAUAUACUUUUUUCUAGGGACGGUAGUAGAAUGAGAGGCUCGGAGGUCUGUGUGGUUUGCCCACGUUGAAGAAGAAAACCACUCAGCCGUCCUUAGUCAGCCUUUUAGUGACGUGCCCGUGCUCACACUCGAUCACUGCAGACAGGGAGCGUGUGCCCUCUCUCCCUGGGCUUCUGGGUUUUCUGCCUCCAGGGAGCUCAUUGCUCUGGGCCUCGGUGCCUUCGGUGGGAAGAAAGGAAGCCGCCACCGAUGUGGUUUGUGCUGUGGUGUAGGUGGGGCCAGUGACAGCAGCCUCAGGUUAGUCUCCAGUUAAAAAAAAAUUGCUUCUGGGCAUUUCAAUGAAAAUACAGUGUCUGAGCUCACAUUAGAAAGUGUUGAGAAGCCAGUAUGAAUUUCUAAACUAUAGUAAAUGAGGCAAAGCUGUCCUACUCUGGUAGGCGUAAAACAGACCCCUUUAUCAAGUUGCUGGGGGAGGGAGGGGUUGCCUGUGUUAGAGGCAGAGGAAUUUAAAUCCCCAAAUGGGCCAUUGAAACAGUAUGUGGUCACCUACUAAGAUUUUAGCAUUAGUGUUAUGAAGAAACUCUUCUUUCUUGAGUUCUCUUGAGAUGUCAGAGGUGUGUUGUCACACUUUAUGCCCUCAAGAGAAGGCAAGUUUCUUCCUCCUCUCCGGAAGACAGAUCACUGCCAAAAAUAGUGACACUAAGGAGCGAGUCAGAUGGGAAAGGAUGUGAGUUCCUGAGUACCUUGUGUUACUUCCCAGGCUGAGUGGGUCAGCCCUGGGGGAGCUGACUGCCAAAGGGAAAGUUCCUGAAGGAGCAGUGGGAAGUACAGCAAAUAAACCGUCACCGGAGUGGCCCCCGCCGCGGCUGUGAGCGGCACAGCGCACCAGAGCUGGACAGUGCUUGCACGUGGGCCGGGAACUGCUCUUGGGCUGGGGCGUUCACCCGCAGAAACAGGUUCUGACUCCUCUAUGUACAGCUUCAGGCACCGCGGAACAAGAGGCAGAUGGCAGGGGGAGGGGUGGCUCAAGUGCCGGGCCAGGACGACCACGGGAGGGAAGGUUUCAGUGGUGGGAGCAUUCAGGAAGGGCCGUUUCAGGGAACUGGGGGGGGUGGGUGGGGGGGACUGUCUUGCUUGGUGGCCUUUUUUUUUUUUAACUAUUCUGAAGGAUUAUUGAGUCUGUAGUUUAACACCAUUCCAUCAGUGUUUCUUUGGGAUAGCUGUGUCAGCCAUUCACUAGGAAUAUAAGGGAGGUUGGUUCCCUGUUGCAAAAUGAAAGGUGGAGCACGCUUUUCUUAAAACACGAGAGGUUUCAGGUAAUACAUUAGGAUCACAUGGUUACUGAAAACAGAUCAGAAAAAGCUGUGAACUUGAUUCUGUGGCUUAAACAGACCAGAUGAUUAAAAUGUGAUUUGUUUAUAAAGUC